AUGCAUCAAACGUGCUCUCCGUUGGUUGAUGAGCUAAUGUUUCAAAUUGAACAAUUCGUUCCUGACAGUAUAGAAUUGGAUGCAGCGAGAAAUUUGACAAGAUUGUGUUCUGAUGUUAUGAGCUGUUUUGGAAAGACUAACUGUUUGGAAGCACAGAGAAACAAGGAAACUUAUACACAGAAAUGCCAAAAAUUGGAUUUCAAAAACUACGGAAUGCAUAAAUGUAUGCCGUAUUUCUAUAAAAUGGCUUACAAUCAAGAGAACAGUUGCGCUUCGAAGUAUGAUUUUUUCACUAAUGAUCUAAAAACCAAAAGAAUCGCUUUUACUUCUGGAAAACAGUGCUUGCUGGAGAUUGUUUCUGUGAAAUGCUCCAAGAAAACAAUGGCCUAUUUGAAUGAUUACUAUGAUAACUUUGUUAAUAUUCUCACGACUCCUCCAAACAACACUAGAUGCACAUCCGCUUACGAUGGGUUAACGUCUAUACAAUGUAUGCCGAUAUUGAAGAAAACUUCUGAAAUUUUCACAACGACUGAAGAUUACUCUGCGUUGAACGGAUUAAGCGCUGUCAAGUUAUGUGAAUCUGCACGGGAUUGUAUGAAGAACAGCUGUGUCUACAGUCUGAAAACCGUCCAAAACAUGGAUUCUGCGUGUAUAAAUUUCAGAAAAGCCACUUUUCAACAAUGCUACUACAGUAUUCUCACAUCGACUGAGGACUAUUCAAAAUACAAAUGCGUGAAAGAUAUCAUUGCAAAGAAUAAAACUGCAAAGUUCACUGAUGAUAAGGCUUGCAUGAAAAGUGUGAUGACCGGAGAGUGUUCAAAUGUUUCGGCAGAAGGAUUCGAUGCGGAAUGGGACAACCGAUCAAACUUUGGUCAACCUCUGUGA
Messenger RNA from Caenorhabditis remanei, 885 nucleotides. RefSeq lists its product as uncharacterized. The record is from RefSeq and is a predicted model, not a curated record. The coding region runs from base 1 to 885 and encodes 294 amino acids. The transcript has 4 exons. Lineage: Eukaryota; Metazoa; Nematoda; Chromadorea; Rhabditida; Rhabditidae.